Molecule: messenger RNA, 1797 nt
Organism: Cyclocybe aegerita
Lineage: Eukaryota; Fungi; Basidiomycota; Agaricomycetes; Agaricales; Hemipholiotaceae
Source: the annotation of a GenBank genome assembly
AUGCACCAUUUAUCUCAGCUAAUCCGAAUACAGAGCCACAAUGCUUGGAAUAACAUUCUAUCUGGCAUUCGAACUGGAAUCGGGCUACCAAUGGUCACACCAGACGAGAAUGCGAUCCGGAAUAGUGUUCAGAACACCCUACAGAAUGAAAUUCGAAAGCUGCGCAAGGGAUGUGGUUCGAAAUUGGCUAAAAUAAAGGCAUUGUGUGGAGAGAUUGUUGCUCUGGAAGAGACGAUAGCCGACAGGGAAAGACAGCUCGGAAUUCUGUCGUCCGUCAGCGCUCCCAUCCGCCGACUCCCUACGGAGCUGCUAACGAGGAUCUUCCGGUUCACAUUGCCCAGUGGGAACAUCCAGCCCGCAAUUUUCAAAUCCCCACUGGCUCUUUGUGGCGUCUCCAAACUUUGGCGGGACGCAGUCGUGAAUGACCCUCAAAUGUGGUCGCAAAUCUGGUGUCAUUUUCCCACCUGUGAAUCUGCCCCCAGCAAGGAAUACGACAAGAUUUUGCAGAGAAUCGAAUGCUUCUCUUGUCGGUCGGGUACUACUGCGCUUACCAUCGAAAUAUUCGAAAACUCCUCCAUCACAUUUGAUAAUCGAGCACGAAUCGCAAAGCAGCUGGAAACACUUUAUCCAAGAUGUCGCGCACUGAAGUUUGAAAUCAAAGGCGCAUGGGAGCAUUCAAUCCUACAGGAUAUCCCUUUGAAUGCAUUUUCAAGCCUGGAAAGUCUAUACCUGGAUCGCGCCGGGAAUCCUAACACUUCCGAAAUACAGCUUUUCUCCAAUUCUCCUCUUCGGCAUUACGGGUUAUACCUAUUUACCGCCCUGGACCUCAUAAAUAUUUCAAUUCCACACCACCGUCUCGAAACCCUCGACCUCAUCAUGUCAGUCAGUGGAGACAACUCACUUCGGGACACCGUUCAAAGCUGGCGGUCCUAUAUGUAUUUAUGCUGCAAUCUCCGUGCAGCAAACAUCGAGGUAGAUGUUUGGCAAAGGUGGGGAGCGAAGUUCGAUGACGGCAUGAUCUGGGAUUUUCCAUCCGUCCCUACUCCAACAACUUCCCUCACGCAGCUCACUUUAAAGAUUGGCUGCGACGCAAAUGUUUCCACCCUCCUGCGAGGGAUGGACUUUCCCGCCCUCGAAUUACUGCAUCUCGGAUGUAAAGGAUUCGUGACCGCAGCAGAAGUGUCCCUCGUCCCAGAAGGUGCAGACUUGGCAGAUACCGUCGAGCGCGACAUGCCAUACAUCAGAAAACUCACCACACUGUGCCUGUCUGGAUUGAAGAUUCGCAAGGAGGAUCUCCGUACGCUCCUCUGCUUGACGCAAUGUCUUGAGCGUUUGUGUGUGUUCGAGAUGUGGGAAGAAGCGGUCCAGGAGUCACCCGACCUUGUUUCGUUCUUGUCCAUGGACGAGCACGAGAGCGAAGAAGGGUUCAGUCCUCCACUUCCACGCUUGCGUGUUUUGGCCCUGUAUUCUGGCCCACGGCCGCGGUUGCUGGCCAAGUCGAAACCCAUGCCGCAUUCUGCAUACGCAAAUUUAGCACGCUCCCGCUACAUGUGGAUCAAGGAAUCACGGAUGACUGCAGGAAGCGAGUCCGCAACCGAGUCAGGAGAUCAGGCAGGAAGCACAUCUCUUCCGUUCAAGUUCGUCUUCACAGUGCAGAAUGAUAAGGACACCAAGGACUAUUACAAAACCAUCAAGGAGUCAAUGGAGGACGCGUUUCAGGACCUUCCUUGCGGAGUUCUGCAAGUAAAUUGUGCAUCCAACCUGCAUCGCAAUGCUCCUCUUCCUGAAGGAUUUUAG